Messenger RNA from Prosopis cineraria, 2603 nucleotides. RefSeq names its product disease resistance protein RPS5-like. Bases 82 to 2418 code for a protein of 778 amino acids. The record is from RefSeq and is a predicted model, not a curated record. Lineage: Eukaryota; Viridiplantae; Streptophyta; Magnoliopsida; Fabales; Fabaceae. The transcript has 7 exons. Gene Ontology annotation, molecular function: cysteine-type peptidase activity; ATP hydrolysis activity; ADP binding. Gene Ontology annotation, biological process: proteolysis.
UCUUGUGGACAUUUUUAUUUAUACAUUAUUCAUGUGAAGAAUGAAGUUGUUGAAAUAUGGGAUUCUCUUUAUGAUCAAUUUAUGGAUAAAACUGAACGUGAACGAACAACACAAAAACUGUUGCUUGCCAUGGACAAAUUCCUCGGGGUUGCCAUGUUCACAAAAUUUCUCUGGACGAUGGCAAUCAAUAUCCCAUUACAGCCUAAUGGAUAUGAUUGUGGUAUAUUUGUUAUUAAAUAUAUGCAACAAUCAGAUAAUUUUGUGAGGCAAAAUCCCUCAUUUCAGUUUGACAGUAAUAAAGAAAGAUUGGAUUUGGCUUUAGAGUUCCUCAACAGUGACUUAAACCAAGAAAAGAAAACACUAUAUGAUAAAGUAGCAAGAAGAUGCAAGCAAGGCAAAACUGCAAUUGAAAGAAAGUGGGUUGAUACAUGCAAAACAUUAUCUGAAGAUGUUGGAAGAGGGGCAUGUAUGGAAUUGGUUGCCUCUGAUAAUAGAGUCAAGAGAAAAAAUGCUAGCUUGGAAAAAGGAUGUGUUAAAGGUUAUGAAUUGCCAACAAUUGAGUUAGUGGGCAAGAAGUUUCAAAGUUAUGCUAAACAAAUAUGGAAAUGGCUAAUGGAAAAUAAGGUGUCAACAAUUGGGAUAUGGGGAAUGGGAGGAGCAGGGAAAACAACUUUAGCAACUCAUGUACAUAACAAGCUUUUAAAAGAAGCUGGCGAUGACUUUGACUAUGUUAUUUGGGUUACAGCAUCACGAUAUGAUACCAUUUAUGAGUUGCAAAAGGUCAUUGCAAGAUCAAUUAAUUUAGACAUAUCUGAUGAGCAUGAUGUGAAAAGAAUAUCCGGGAAAUUGGUGCAAGCAUCUAAGCAUUUAAAUAGAUGUGUCCUUCUUUUAGAUGAUGUUUGGGAUCCUAUCUUUUUAGAAGAAGAGGUUGGAUUUCCUGUUUCGAAUAAUGGGAUUAAAUUGAUUUUGACAACUCGUUCAUGGGAAGUGUGCCAAACUAUGAACUGCUUGAAGAGCGUAAUAGAAGUAGAACCAUUAAAUGAAGAAGAUGGUUGGGAAUUGUUUAAAACAACUCUUGGAUCCCAUAUGAUGCAAUCUAGUGAAGUGGAGCCUAUAGCAAGUACUGUGGCUAAACAAUGUGAGGGUUUGCCCCUUGCAAUUGUUACGAUAGCAAGAAGCAUGAAGGGAAAAGAAGGGAAAAGAGAAUGGAGUCAUCUGUUGGAAUGCCUUCAAAACUUGGAUAAGGGGCAAAGUGAUAUGGAGGAGAGGGUAUUUCCUGUGUUGAAAUCUAGCUAUGCUUGCUUAAAUAAUAAAUUGCAAAGAUUUUUUUUGUACCUUGCAUUAACUGGCAAGGAAUGUUUUGUUGACAGUAAUUUUAGAUGUUUGAUUAGAAGAUUUUUCCAUGAGGAAUGGAUAGAUGAGAAAAAGAGCUUGGAGAUGCAGUAUAAUGAAGGUUACACCAUGAUGAAGAAAUUAAAGAAUGGCAGUUUGCUUAUGGAAAUAUAUGAUGGGGAAUUUUGGAUUAUGCCCAAAUUGCUGAGGGUCAUGGCUAUUAAUAUUGUAAAGAAGACUGAUGAAAUUAUGGACAAAUCUGAUAUGAAUUUGACAGAAAUACCGGAAAAUGGUGAAUGGCAUGAAAAUUUGCAAAAAGUUUUUUUGAGCAGAAAUGAAAUACAGAAAAUUGUAGAUGGCACAUCUCUUAGGUGUUCUAAACUUUCCACAUUGCGUUUAGAUUGUAAUUAUGAUCUCAAAUGGAUCCCAGAUGAUUUUUUCAACAACAUGCCUCUCUUAAAGUACUGGAUUUGUCUAGGACUGGCAUCGAGUGUUUGCCCGAAUCCAUCUCUAACUUGCAGGAUGAGGAUUCUGCUGACGUGGGCAUUAUUAUCACACCUCCUCGAGGGCAUUUCUGUAAUAUCUUGCAAGUCGAUGGAAGAGAUAGUUGGAGAGGAUUGUAGCAAUGACAAUAUUCUCCCUACCAUCACCCUCCCCAAACUGAGAUUUGUGUACUUGUAUAAGCUACCAGAAUUAAAUUCCGUGUUCAGAGGAACCAUGCUCUGCCCUUCUCUGAAAUCUUUUCAUGCCGUCUUUUGUGAGAAACUAAGCCACCCUUCGAUAGAAAUUGAAGAAGGACAUGAGCUUCUGAUGAAGAAUACCAAGACUGGAUACUGUUGGAGCAGUGAUGAUCAGAACCAAUCUGAUCAGGAGCUCAAAAAUAUGGUUGAGAAGGACAGAGAAAAAGAGAACGAGGAUGAUGAAGAAGAAAAGAAGGAGGAAGAGGAGGAGGAAGAAGAAGAGGAUGAGGAUGGGGAUGAGGAAGAAGAAGAGGAUGAGGAUGGGGAUGGGGAAGAAGAAGAGGAUGAGGAUGAAGAUGGUGAAGAGGACAUAAAAUUGUGGUUAAAGGCUACUGGCAGUAAUUAAUAGGAGUUACAUUUUUGGCAUUGAAUGCGAGGCUCGUUCAUUUCAUAACUCUUGUUUUAUAAGAGCAUCCCUUGCCUUUCAUUACAUUACAGGACUCCGUCAAGAAUUUUGAAAUGGGUGUGUAUGUACAUUAUUUUGAUUAUAUCAAGCGGAACUUCAUAUAAAUAUUAACCAUACCAAACCAA